Molecule: messenger RNA, 2430 nt
Organism: Sitodiplosis mosellana (orange wheat blossom midge)
Lineage: Eukaryota; Metazoa; Arthropoda; Insecta; Diptera; Cecidomyiidae
Product: zinc finger protein 91-like
Exons: 2
Coding region: 327-1982 (551 amino acids)
Biological process (GO): regulation of transcription by RNA polymerase II
Cellular component (GO): nucleus
Molecular function (GO): RNA polymerase II transcription regulatory region sequence-specific DNA binding; DNA-binding transcription factor activity, RNA polymerase II-specific; zinc ion binding
Source: RefSeq, a predicted model, not a curated record
GUUCGUUUUGAUUGAACCGACGAACUGUCAUUGAAUUUGCAGAUUUAGCGCUGUUUUAUUAUUGUUUUUGUGUGCUAUAUCAUAAAGUAUUGCUGUAUCGUUCGUGUUCCAUGUUGUGUUGAUUGAAAUCCCCAAACACACAGUGAAUUGAAUCGAAAUUAUUUUUGAUUUUGAUUUUUUCUUUUAAAUCCGGGCAUCGCAUGGUAAAAAGAGCCAUCAAAAAUAAGAAAUCCAAAUUGUCAAUCGGAUGCGGAACUUUUGAUUGGAAAAAGAGCAUUUAGCAACGCCAAAAUCACCCAAAAAAAAAACGAAGUCACACACUCACAAUGAGCAAAGAAUUGCAUGCGACAAAAUGUCGUGCGUGUAUGUUUCCACUGAAUACGGCAACGAAUAUCGUGCCCAUAUUCAAAGAAUAUAAAGCCAGUACGAUUUUGGCGCAUAUGAUAGCCGAUACCAUUCACAUUUUGCCGGAGCCAGACGAUAAAUUGGGUGGCAAUGUGUGUAAAUUGUGCGCCGAAAAGAUUUACGCCUUUUACGAAUUUCGAUUGUCGUAUUUGGAAUCGGAUAAGCGGCUACGCGAAAUGUUACACAAUUAUGAGACAAACCAAAGACUGACGGCAUCUGGUUCAGAUUCAGUAUCUAGCAUGAGCAUUACGGACGAAGAUAGCAGCGCACAACGACCAAAACUGGAAAAAUCGAGCAGCGAACUCAGCAACGUAUACGAUAGAAUAGAAUGUCACGAGUGUGGGCAAUGUUUUGAGCGCGAGCUACAAUUACGAAUUCAUUUGCAUACGCAUCGCAAUGAGACACCGUCACAUAAUACCGAUUCACAAAAUGGUUUCGAUGAGCAAUUUUUGUUGGCCACCAUUAAAAGUGAACCCGUCGAAUAUGAAUUGGAUCCAAUGGAUCCGAUGGCGGCCAUAUUGGAUUGGCCGGAUACAACACAAAGUGAUGCCGAUAAUUCGUCACUGCAGCAUGAUGACGAAAUGCGUUGGAAAUGCACGAUAUGUGAGCAGCGAUUUUUGCGUCGUGCACAUUUGCGUUCCCAUCGGAGACAGCAUGCAGUCGAUCGAAAUAACACCAGUACCACCAGCAGCACAAUCACCGCCGUCACCGCCACCAUCGCUACCGUCAGCGAUAACAAGCCCAACGAGAAGAAAAGUGACAAAAAGACCAUUCCACCAACGCAUAAACAUGACAAAAGCAGUGUAAAUCUGCUGAAAAAGAAGUAUAACCUAAAUGUUACGGCCGAUGCGGCACAGUUUGAGCGAUGGCAAUGCAAAAAAUGCUUCUCAACAUUCCGAACGCGACGCUUACUACGCGACCACAAUGUCGUCCACCGAAAUUCAUCGCUUGCUUCACUCGAUUUUGAUAGCAGUUUGCUGAACGAUAGCCUCAAUCCAAAUGAACCGUCAAUCAUACACUUUGAUGCUGAUUCGGAUGCGGCCGUGGCAGCAGCAACAGCUGCGGCGGCUGCCAUUGAUGUGCGAAAUUACAUCGCUGCACCGCCGUCACCACCACCACCACCACAACAAUCACCGAAAAAAAUGAGCAGCUCACCAAAGUCACAGUCGACACCGUUGAAGAUGAACACCAGCAGCAGUGAAUCGGCCAAAUGGAAAUGCCCCAAGUGUCGCAAGGCAUUCGAAACGCCGAAACAAUUGCGCAAACACAAAUUGGCCGCGCACACCUUCGAAAUUAAAUUGAAUCUCAAAUCAAAGAAUUUUAUCAGCGAAAGGAAAAGUGUGAGCUUCAGUGAACUGACGACAUCGUCGGCAGCGAAAAAACGGAAGCUUGAAGCACGUUCGCAAUUUGUUGAACGUGAUUGGCCAUGUUCGAGUUGUCAUCAGGUGUUUAGUCGGCGCAAUCAAUUGCGUGAACAUCGACGCACGGCACAUAUGCUCAAGCCAAUGGGUGCGUUGCCCAUUUCAAUUUCCAUGAAACAGGAACUCGGCCCGGAUGAUUACGCUGUCGCCGACUAAAUGAUACAAACAAACACACACACACACACACCAUUUAUACACAAUCACACACAGACAUCGGACACACAUAUUUUCAUUUUAUCGAGAAAUUUUACGUUUUUCCAACGAUUUUGAGCGAAAAAAUACAAACAAACGACGAACGCAUGGACGAGAGAGCGUGAGAUAGAGAGAUUUUAAACUUGUAUUCAAUGCAUUGAAUAUUUUUGUUCUUUUUUUUUGGUGUUCACCGAUUUACUGAAUUUCCAUUUUCACACCGAGUUUUCUAUUUCGAAUUUACGAGAGAAAAAAAGCAUUUUUUUUUCUCUUCUUCAUUUCAUUUUCGAAUUCUUUUUAUCAUUUUUUUUUGAGUUUAGGCCGCAGUAUUGAUCGUGUUGAAAUUUCCAAUGUAUAAAUAUUAAUGAUUUUUCUCAAUCUCAUUUUUUUUAAAUAAAGAAAUAAAUAAAACAAA